AUGUCUGACGCGCUGUCCGACGCGGAUAAGAUCCGCAACAAGCGUCUCGCGAAGCUCGGUGGUCAAUCUUCCGCUCCAGCGUCUCCUGCUCCAGGCGAUUCGAACAGCGCAUCGGGAGCCGCCUCGCCUUCCGCCUCGACGCCGCAGCCGGCCAAUGCCCCAAGUCCGAUACCCGCCACCGCGCCGUCGCCCAGUCCGAGCUCCACGCCUGCUGCCGUGACGGAGAGCCAGGCCCCCGCGCCAAAGAUCAGCAUUACGAAGAAGGCCCCGACCUCGCUGCCCCAGAAGCGUGAUAAUGAGAACGAGUCACGGCCGCGACCCCGCCCCGCCGCGACGCCUGAGAAUUUCGAGACGUGGCAGCAUAGGAUACUUAGCAACAUCUUCAGAGUGUCGUUAGACGAGGCACAGACCCAGGAUGCGCACGGAAACCGCUUGACUUAUGUGCCGGGUGUGAAGGGAGACCUGGAGGAUGCUGGGAGCCCGCUGCUGUUGAACACAACUGUGCUGGAAGGAGUGCUCUUUGAGGGCGCGUCCAACCGACCUGAUGGCAAGCCGCUGAACUGGUUGCUGUCAUGCUGGAAGCGUGCGGCUAGAGUUUCGAGGGGUGCAACCACGGCAGACAAGAGCGACCCGGCAAGAGCUGAGGUGAUGAAGGAGGCCCGUAGGCUCACCUUGAACUACACAAUGCUCGCGGUCAACGUGCCAGACAUGUUCGGCUUAGACGCUUGGCCCGUGAACCCUCUGGCUCAGCACAUGCUGAAUGACCCGGAAGACGAGCAUGGCAUAUGCCAUGACUUCUUGAACGAAGCCGUGUCCCGGUUCGAGGAAGACGAGUCUGUCAAGGACGCAUUGGUUGGUGCGGUGGAGCAGCUCAGUCAGGACCUGAGCAAGAAGAGCAUGAACGAUCAGUUCAAACCCUACAUGAUGGCCCUGCGCAAUGUCUGCCAGUAUCCUCCACUUGUAGUGGCCCUGUCACAGUCGCCCCGAUUCUUACCAUCGGGUAUUAAUGCUCCCGCCUUGGAGAAUGACACUCUUCUGGGCCCUUUCUUCAAGCUCUCUCCGUUACAGUCCGAAGUCGCGCUAAACUACUUCGCCGGAUCACGAACCAGGGAUAGGUCUGUCAUCAUGAAUGCGCAGAGAGCUCUCCGCAUGACCUUGGCGACACACCAGGAUGAGCUCUUCGACGUGGCAAACCGCUUCAUUCGGGCAAAGGACUCCCGCUCGAACAUGCUGGAUUGGUUCGCGGCGACGGUCAACCUGAACCACAAGCGACGCGCCAUGCGUGUCGAUUCGAAGCAGGUCUCAUCCGAUGGCUUCAUGAACAAUAUCACGGUGAUACUCGACCGCCUCUGUGACCCAUUCAUGGAUUCGACCUUCUCUAAAAUUGACCGUAUCGAUAUCGAUUACUUGCGCAGAAGCCCGCGCGUUGAUAUCAAGGAUGAAACCAAGAUGAACGCGGAUCAGAACGCAUCCGACGAGUUUUAUUCCACGAAAGUCGGCGGAGAGAAUAACUUCAUUUCAGAAUGUUUCUUUCUCACUGUAGCUGCUCAUCACUACGGCACCGAGGCUGCUCAGAGCAAGUUGACUCAACUUCAGAAAGACCUCAAAUGGAUGGAGCGCGAGCUUGAGAAGUUCGAAACGGAGAGGCAUAAGUACGCCCAUAACCCGGCACAGCUACAAGUCUUCGAAAACGCCUUGAAGAAAUAUAAGGACGCCAUCGAGCGUAGCCACUGCACUAUCUUGGCAACCCAGGGAGUUUUGCUUGAUGAGACGAUCCAGGGACGGGCCAUGCAAUUCAUGCGAUACGUCAUUGUCUGGUUGCUGCGUAUUGUCAGCCCCGGUUACCCCCAGAAGCCGCUCAAGCUUCCUCUUCCCGCGCAACAGCCAGAAGCCUUCAAGUGUCUGCCUGAGUAUUUCCUCGAGGACAUUGUGGACAACUUCAAGUUCAUCACUCGCAUGAUGCCUCAAAUCGCCACUUCGACACAGUGCGAGGAACUAAUCACGAUUUGCCUGACCUUCUUGCGAAGCUCGGCCUACAUCAAGAACCCUUAUCUCAAGUCUGGUCUCGUUACCAUCCUCUACUAUGGAACUCUGCCUUUCCAGGGCAGGUCUAAAGGCGUGCUUGGAGACCUUUUGUUUGCGACUAAGUUUGCGACUGACAACCUCCUCCAUGCUUUGAUGCAGUUCUACAUCGAGUGUGAAAGCACGGGCGCACACACUCAGUUCUAUGAUAAGUUCAACAUCAGAUUCGAAAUCUUCCAGGUGUUCAAGUGCGUUUGGGGCAACCCUGUGUACCGCGACCACCUGGGAACUGAGGCUAAGGUCAACCUGGACUUCUUCGUCCGUUUCGUGAACUUGCUUCUCAACGACGUUACCUUUGUCCUUGAUGAGUCGUUUUCGGCUUUCACCCAGAUCCACGAAAUUACGAGACAACUUCGCGAUCCAAACGCCAUCUCAGAUGAGACUCUCAGAAAGGAGAAAGAAGAGGCGCUCGAGGCGGCCAAGGGGAGGGCCAAGAGCUACAUGGGUCUCACCAACGAGACGGUAGCCAUGUUGAAGCUUUUCACAGAGGCUCUUAGCGAUUCAUUCACCAUGCCGGAGAUAGUGCAGCGUCUCGCCGACAUGCUGGACUACAAUCUCGAUGCAUUGGUGGGUCCCAAGCAGACGAACCUCAAGGUAGAGAACCCACAGGAGUAUGGUUUCAAUGCGAAGUCGAUGCUGUCGGAGAUCGUCGACGUCUACCUCAAUCUCCAGGAAAAGGAGAAUUUCCGUCUUGCUAUCGCGCGCGAUGGUCGCUCCUACAAGCCGGACAACUUCAACAAGGCUACUAGCAUUAUGAGGCGGUUUGCUCUGAAAUCCGAUGAAGAGAUUGGCAGAUGGGAGCGAUUGGCGGGUCAGGUCCAGGAAGCGAAGGAAGCCGAUGAGCAGGAAGAAGCCGACUUGGGCGAAAUUCCGGAUGAGUUCCUGGACCCGCUCAUCUUCGACAUCAUGAAGGACCCGGUUAUCCUUCCCCAGAGCAAGAUGACGAUCGACCGUGCCGUCAUCCAGAGCCACCUUCUCAGUGAUCCUCACGACCCUUUCAACCGUGCCCCACUGAAGAUCGAAGAUGUCAUUCCCAACACCGAGCUGAAGCAAAAGAUCGAAAGCUUCAAGGCCGAGAAGAAAGCCGCGAAGCAGGCCGAACGAGCUCAGGCUUCCGGUGGCGAGCCUAUGGACAUGUCUUAG
Lasiodiplodia theobromae is the source of this 3225-nucleotide messenger RNA. Its product is annotated as Ubiquitin conjugation factor e4. The record is from RefSeq and is a predicted model, not a curated record. NCBI's taxonomy places the organism in Eukaryota, Fungi, Ascomycota, Dothideomycetes, Botryosphaeriales, Botryosphaeriaceae. Gene Ontology annotation, molecular function: ubiquitin-ubiquitin ligase activity. Gene Ontology annotation, biological process: protein polyubiquitination. Gene Ontology annotation, cellular component: cytoplasm; nucleus; ubiquitin ligase complex. Bases 1 to 3225 code for a protein of 1074 amino acids. The transcript has 5 exons.